AUGUCCCGCUUCGUGCGGCGCCUCGCCGGCAUCCCGUGGCGCCAGAUCGCCGGGGAGGCCUUCUCCGUCGGCCUGCUAACGGCGCAGGGCCUCUGCGCCGUCCACGUCGUCAGCGAGCACGUCCUCGGCGUCGCCUUCCCGCGGGGCCCCAGCAUGCUGCCGGCGCUCAACAUGGCGGGGGACGUGCUGCUGACCGACAAGGUGAGCCCGCGGCGCGGGUGGGUGGGGCCGGGGGACGUCGUGCUCCUCCUCUCGCCGGAGGACCCGCGCAAGAUCGUCGCCAAGCGCGUGCUCGGGAUGGAGGGCGACGAGGUCACCUACCCCGUCGACGCCGGCAACAGCGAUGCCACCAAGACCGUCGUGGUACCACAAGGUCAUAUUUGGGUGCAGGGUGACAAUAUCUAUUCAUCUAAUGACUCGAGGCAGUUCGGACCGGUGCCUUACGGUCUCGUAAAAGGGAAGAUGUCCUAUCGGAUUUGGCCACCGUCAAGGAUUGGUGCAAUUGAUUCAAAAGAGUAG
This is a messenger RNA of Triticum turgidum subsp. durum (durum wheat), 519 nucleotides long. The record is from the annotation of a GenBank genome assembly. NCBI's taxonomy places the organism in Eukaryota, Viridiplantae, Streptophyta, Magnoliopsida, Poales, Poaceae.